Messenger RNA from Astyanax mexicanus (Mexican tetra), 1278 nucleotides. RefSeq lists its product as uncharacterized. The transcript has 2 exons. The record is from RefSeq and is a predicted model, not a curated record. NCBI's taxonomy places the organism in Eukaryota, Metazoa, Chordata, Actinopteri, Characiformes, Acestrorhamphidae. Bases 143 to 1084 code for a protein of 313 amino acids.
UAACGCCCAGAGGCAGAAAGGCAGUACUAGAGCGAGGCUCACACUGGCUGCUGUUAGCUGCAGGCUCGCUCGUAUUGGCACUGCUGUAUUUGUUGGGGGGAUUUCCAUCGACUCACUGCUGUAGAGACAACCAGAGGAGAUCAUGGCAAGAGAGUGGAGAACGUAUACAAAUUCCAGAGGCUACAAGGAAACAUGCUGUAUAGGUGAGCAUGUGAGCUUAUGGGAGAUGAAAAUGGAUCCACAGUUGGACAACCACUACCUGCGUAUGAGAUACACCCCCUCGUAUCCGCAACCUGUGGUCUUUUAUGUCCCCGAUGUGAUGCAUGUGACAGAUGAAAGUGGACUUCAGGGCAUCUUUACGGAUGGCGGCUUCCGGAUUGCGCACUAUGGGAAAAACAACUUCCUGUGGUUUAGCCUGUCGGUGACUGACAACAACAUUGCUGAAGCUGAGGACAAUUUCCUAGACUAUAUAUACCCAGAUGGUUGGAACCAGCAGGAAGGUUUCCUGAAGGAUUUCACCACCUCGCCUGCCUUCCAGAGCGAGUCUCGUUAUGGCAACUUCUGCUUCACCUUUUCUCUAAGGGAGCUUCUUUCUCAUUACGCCUCCCAGUUCUGUUGUAAUAGUGCCCCAGUUUUUCGUGUUUUGGGCACAAAGAUCUACAAGCAGGAGAUUAUGUACUCCGUUUUGGUGCAUCCACGAUACAUUGACCACUAUAAACAUUAUUAUCCUCGGCUGCCUCGUGGUGAUGAAGAGGUGUGCGGGUACUUUCAAGGCCAGAUGUCAUGGAGCUGUCAGGCUCCAUCAGGCACCCAUUACCACAUGUUUCAAGUGGAUAGGAAGGAUGGAACAGUGUAUGGGAGCAGACUUGGACCCCCAAUACAUUAUGUGUGGGAUCACGUGACUGUGGCCUUCCACAUGGAGCCGCAGUGGGUCCUGCAUGUGAAUCGGACCCGGCUGUAUCAGACCGUGACCGUGUGUAAGGUCGCUCAAGUGAAUCUCCUGAGGGAUCCAGGCGCUGCCCUCAGUAAGGACAAAGCUAAGAGGAUACUGGAGCUUUUGGGUAGAAACUACCGCCUAGUCUAGAAUCUACUACUGACCUGUCUAGUGUGUUUGCACUUAAACACGUGUUUCUGGGAGUCUGUAUGUGUGAGAUUGUAUAGUUUUAAUACUCAUUUUUACAUAAAGCUUUAUCUGUGCCUCCUUCUUUCCCCAGAUUUAAUUGGUUUAAAUAAAAUGCCACACAGGUGAUGCCUUGCUGUGAAGUGGCAUCGGAACAA